AUGUAUACAACCCGAUUAUCAUGGGCGCUGCUUGCCUGCGGCAGUCUGUGUACCACCGGCGCAGCACAGGCUACAUCGCCUGACAAAUACACCUUUAGUGAGCUCUGGGAUUUGCAGAACGUUCUCUGGAAAAACUUUGUGUAUCCAAACAAUUUGAAACAGAUAAAUGCCACCGAUGAAUCUGUUUUCACGCCCGAAGUCGAAGGUCGUGUGGACGUGACCCGUACAUUCGACGGCCGCGAGCUCAACGCUGAGUACAUCUUCGGACUCUUCUCAGAGCCCGAUCAUGUCAGUCUUGUCGGGGUACCGAUUGAAUACAACAUCACGCAGUUCGUCGCGAACGACGAUAUCGCUUCCGCCACGACCGUGUUCAACUUCAAUGCGACGACAUUUGGUCUAGUUGUCCCUGUCACCAUAGACACGUGGAUCCAGUGGAAUGACGAUGGCAAGAUCGUGCGCUACGAUGCUACCUUCCGCUGGUUCGAUCAUCUCAUCGAAACCCUCUUCGGUGCCAUGGGGAAGAAACUGAACACAACGUCCGAGGAACAGAUUGCAGAGCAUAUCAGCCAGGUCCUAGCGCAGACAAUCUGCAAGACACACGAGGAAAAUUGUCACGGCGAGAAUCAGCAGUAUGAGAGUACGGACCAGUGCCUCGACUUCUUGCUCAAUCAGACGCGUUUCGGGAAGCCGUUUGAGUUGGGUCGCGAUACGUUGCUUUGCCGUGAAGUGCAUGAGCUGAUGGUCAAGUAUCGACCAGAAAUCCACUGCUCGCACAUUGGUCCGACUGGAGGGGAUUACUGCGUUGACGAUAGGCCGUAUAUGAAGGUGGUAACGGAGCAGUAUUUUAGCGAGUCAUGGAUUCCGUUUGGAUAUGGGAAGGGGCAGAAUAUCUGGCUUCCUUGA
Aspergillus chevalieri is the source of this 903-nucleotide messenger RNA. RefSeq lists its product as uncharacterized. The record is from RefSeq and is a predicted model, not a curated record. The transcript is spliced from 2 exons. The coding region runs from base 1 to 903 and encodes 300 amino acids. Lineage: Eukaryota; Fungi; Ascomycota; Eurotiomycetes; Eurotiales; Aspergillaceae.